UUAGGUGGCAUCGAUUCUUAUAGAAAUGAAGAGCAAAGUGACUGGACUGCCCUGAAUCAUAGUCAUAGAGACGUCCUAGUAACUUCUCAUCAUCUUCUAUUUGAUAGAUAUGAAAGUAGAUUCUUUGUUAAGGUCUACUGA
This is a messenger RNA of Dentiscutata erythropus, 141 nucleotides long. Lineage: Eukaryota; Fungi; Glomeromycota; Glomeromycetes; Diversisporales; Gigasporaceae. The record is from the annotation of a GenBank genome assembly.